AUGCACAGACGAACAACGAUUCAUCCUCCGACAGUGACAUCUAUUUCCAACCAGGAUACCAACGUAACUGUGCCUUCGGAGCCUCAAGAGGCGAUACUAUCCCGUAACAACAGUCCUACGGCAGAUGAUGAAUCUACUUCAGAAUCCUCGAAUGUGGGUUCUUCGCAGACUGGGCUAGUGCAGGAGCAAUCAUCUGAUGAUCCUGGCAAUGAUUCUGGCAGGUCCUCUGAGCACUCCCUCAAGCCGGACAUUACAUUUCCAGAAGUUACCAUCUCUGCCUUCACUGAGACCGGCCAAGCGGAAUCGUCCAUUGAGGUUCCAUUGCAACGAGCCUCCACCGGUCGAGCGCCCAUUAUACUAUCCAUCCUCGCUGACAUUCCCUGCGCUACCCUAGGCAUUCUCGGUAUCUUGGAUCGACUCAACACCAUCCUCGGAACGUCACAUACCCUUGAUAUCCCUUCUCUAUAUUCCCUUCUCGAAGAGUGCAUCUUGAACAACUAUGAUUUUGGCAUGGCAUAUUGCCGUCUCUGCAGGAUGUGGUACACCAGUAACUGGAGCACCAUCAGAGACAAACUACGCAGACAUGAAGAGGAGGACUGGGAGAGGCGACAAAAAGCACUGGAUGGAAACCAGAUCGUCGACCCAAGAUUGCCACCUCGACAUGUCCAACUGCCAAUAUCUCAUGCAUGGAUGGAUGAGAAGGAUCGUAUCCAUACGUGGACGCCUACCAACGGAUAUGAAUGGCCGGUGCCCAUCCCGAAGGAUGCAAACCUCAAAUUGAUCUGGAUCGAGAUGCUGAAUCUAGGAUUGGAGUACGUAUGGUUGGAUGCGCUGUGUUUGAGACAGGAUCGGCGGGCCGGGUGA
This is a messenger RNA of Desarmillaria tabescens, 864 nucleotides long. RefSeq lists its product as uncharacterized. Bases 1 to 864 code for a protein of 287 amino acids. Lineage: Eukaryota; Fungi; Basidiomycota; Agaricomycetes; Agaricales; Physalacriaceae. The transcript is spliced from 4 exons. The record is from RefSeq and is a predicted model, not a curated record.